Physella acuta is the source of this 1146-nucleotide messenger RNA. Its product is annotated as F-box/LRR-repeat protein 21. Lineage: Eukaryota; Metazoa; Mollusca; Gastropoda; Physidae. The record is from RefSeq and is a predicted model, not a curated record. Gene Ontology annotation, molecular function: protein binding. Gene Ontology annotation, biological process: positive regulation of protein ubiquitination.
UGGCGGAUGUUGUGUUUAUUUCCAUCGACUAAUAAAACUAAUAACACUACGAACCACUGUAAAAAUAUAAUAAUGGGCGCUGAGUGGUCGAAAUUUAAUCCUAGCAAACGUUUUAAACGUGGUGAAGACUAUACGACAUUGGACGCAGCCAACAAACGUACGCAGCACUGUCUGUUUACAGGGAUUGACUGGAACCGUCUACCUUACCUGGUCUUGGUUCAAGUCUUCCAACACCUGGACCAGACAGACAGGUACCACGCUGCUCUCACGUGUAAAUCCUGGCUACUGGCACUCUCUAGUCCAGCCGUGUGGCGCACGGGACACUUCAAGUUAAACACUAAAUAUGAUAAAUAUUUGCUCCCUUUCAUUAGAAGGAUGGGGAAAUCUUUUCUGCACAUUAGAGCCGAUGGUACAGGGUUGCGAGAUGUAGACAUUGACAUUAGCACACGAUUUCUGUCGCUGUUCCUUGGAGUCCUCAUUGAUGUUAACAACCAGAAACUGGUCACUCUCAGCCUGACCAAUACAAAGAUAUUAUGGUCAACCAACGCCUACCUCAGGUGGGAGGUGGUGGAACAACUUGAAACCCUUCUAGAAAACCAGCACCAACUCCAAGUUCUGGAUCUAAGCAACGCUGAUCUUAAACUAUAUGAAGGUCUUGACUUGCUGUUGGCGGCGACGCUGAACUCCUAUGCUUCGAUCAACACCCUCCACAUUAACGGGCUGGUCAAGGAGAUCUUCUCAGCUUUUGUGGCAAAUGAUGGGAAAUUCCAUUUGGUCGUGUCUCGUCUCACCAAUUUAUGUGUACUACAGCUCGACUACCCCUACCUGUCGAACACAGUGCUGUACCUGCUUGCUGCAACAGCCAGCAAUACCCUGCAGCUGAUGACUGUUCAUCGUACCUAUUUUUACAUCGCCCUAACUCGAAUCACCUCGCCAGCCUGGCAGUCCCUGACAUCUGCUUGUCCAAGACUCAAAAUUGAAUUUUUUAUUGAAUCGAAUUAUGGCUCCUGGUCUGAAAUGUCGUACAUGCUUGUUCCAUCUAUGCCACUUCAUAAACUCCAUUGGAAGUGCAUGUUAUGGUUGGAUGAAGACUGCGUUAGCCACAUCGCUGACAACUUUCAGACAAUAGAGCAUGAGAAGAUGUAA